Molecule: messenger RNA, 4038 nt
Organism: Anopheles merus
Lineage: Eukaryota; Metazoa; Arthropoda; Insecta; Diptera; Culicidae
Product: indole-3-acetaldehyde oxidase-like
Exons: 6
Coding region: 200-3997 (1265 amino acids)
Molecular function (GO): 2 iron, 2 sulfur cluster binding; FAD binding; iron ion binding
Source: RefSeq, a predicted model, not a curated record
GCGCUGCGUUGAUGAGAAGUCCCGUCUUUAGUCUCUCGCUAACUCGCGACUCGCGUGCACGUCCGCCUGUCGCUCGAUCGCUGUUCUAUCGCGCAAAGCUGCAGCAGCUGAGAGUGUUGUGUGUAUUCUUUCAUCAAACCGCGUUUGCGCUAAUCUUCGUCUGACACGCGCCACAACGAAAAGCCAGCCCCAAAUAGCCAUGCAAAUAGUGUUCACCAUCAACGGGAAGGUGCACAAAGCUAACAGCAGCACCGUCCCGAUCGAUACCUCGCUAGGCACUUAUCUGCGCUACCAUGCCCAGCUCAAAGGCACCAAGUUCAUGUGCCGCGAGGGUGGCUGCGGCGCCUGUAUCGUCAACGUUAGUGGGCAGCAUCCCGUCACGAAGGAUGUCAUAUCACGGGCAGUCAACUCGUGUCUAUUUCCACUGUUUUCCUGCAACGGGUUGGAUAUCGUCACCAUCGAGGGCAUCGGUAAUAAGCUGGAAGGAUACCAUCCUGCCCAGCGUCGGCUGGCCCAUUUCAACGGUACCCAGUGCGGGUUCUGCUCCCCUGGCAUGGUCAUGAACAUGUACAGCUUGCUGGAAGCGAAGAACGGACAGGUGACGAUGGAAGAGGUAGAGAAUUCCUUUGGCGGUAAUAUCUGUCGCUGUACAGGCUAUCGGCCAAUUCUGGACGCCUUCAAAUCGCUUGCGAUCGAUGCCGACCCGAAGCUGCUGGAGGUGUGCCAGGACAUAGAGGAGGUGCCUAAAAUUUGCCCUAAAAGCCGGGAUGGAGCGCCCUGCACCGGCAAGUGCUCGCUGGCAGCACAGGGCGAGGAGGCGAACGAUAUUCAUCUGCAGUUCGUUGGAGGGCGCGAGUGGUACAAGGUGGAGAAUGUGCAGGCCAUCUUUAGGAUAUUUGAUAAAAUAGAAGCACGAUCGUACAUGCUGGUUGCGGGAAACACUGCCACAGGCGUUUAUCGACGACCCCACGAUCUGGAGGUGUUUAUCGACAUUAACUCGGUAGCGGAUCUGCGUGUAAACUACUUCAACGAUGCACUGACGAUCGGUGCGAACGUUUCGCUAACCGAGCUGAUGAUCAUUCUGGAGGAAGCGACCACUGCCAAAGGGUACGAAUACUGUCGCGAGCUGGUCAAACACCUGGACCUGAUCGCUAACGUGCCGGUGCGCAAUGUGGGCACGAUCGCAGGCAACCUCAGCAUAAAGCAUCAGUACCGAGAGUUCCCUUCCGAUGUGUACCUGCUGCUCGAGGGCGUUGGUGCACGUUUAACGAUCGCCACUUCUACCACCUCCACAAAGAUCGUCACGGUGGAAGAAUAUCUAUCGAUGAACAUGAGCAAACGCAUCAUACUGAACAUCCUACUGUACCCGCUCGACCCCGAGCAGUACUCGCUGCGCACCUACAAAGUGAUGCCACGGGCACAGAACGCACAUGCGUACGUAAAUGCGGUGUUUCUACUGCAGUUCCAGGACUCAAAACUCCGCACCGCUUCCAUCUGUUACGGUGGCAUCACGCCUGGCUUUACCCAUGCAGUGCAGCUGGAAAGCUUCCUCGUUGGGAAAGACAUCUUCGACGGCUCGGUAUUGCAAGAGGCGCUCGAAAUGCUCCACACAACCAUUGCACCAAACUACGUGCCACCGGAUGCUGCCCCCGAGUACCGGAAACAGCUGGCCCUGUCACUGUUCUACCGUGCCGUGCUAAGCAUCGCAGUAGAUCGCGACGUACCGAUCAACCCACUGUACGCGAACGGUACGCAGCUCGGCAAGCGGAUGCUGUCGAGCGGCCGCCAAACGUACGAUACGAUUCAAGAGCAUUGGCCCGUAACGAAGCACAUGCCGAAAGUGGAGGGACUGUCCCAAACGGCCGGCGAAGCGGACUACACCGAUGACCUGCCGAACCUGCCCGGGCAGCUGUUCGGUGCGUUUGUGCUCGCCACCAAACCACGCACCCGCAUCGUAAGCAUCGAUCCGUCCGAAGCAUUGACACCUGCCGGGGUGGUAGCGUUCUACUCUGCCCGCGACAUACCCGGCAGCAACAAUUUCAUGCCCACGGAGCUGGGCAACAAGCAGGCGGAGGAGAUAUUCUGCAGCGAUCGUGUGCUUUACCACGGCCAGCCGGUAGGCAUUGUGCUCGCCGAAACGUACGACGAAGCGUACCGUGCCGCGAAGGUAGUUGAGAUCGUGUACGGUCCACCGGACGGGGAACCCAUUCUGCCCACGGUGAAGGAUGUGAUUCGGGCAAACCGCACCGAGCGCAUACACGCGAGCGCUCAGCUGGAGGUGGGCGAACGGUACGAAACCGGCGCGGGACCGAUCCGGCUCGAGGGCAGUUUCGAUCUGCCGAGCCAGUACCAUCUGUCGAUGGAAACGCAACAGUGCGUGUGCGUCCCGAUCGACGACGGGAUGGACGUCUACAGCUCAACCCAGUGGGUCGACAUCUGCCAGAUUGCGAUCGCGCGCGCCCUGCGCGUGCCGGAAAACAGCCUCAACUUCCGCAUACGCCGGCUGGGCGGUGCCUUUGGAGCGAAGAUAUCGCGCGCGUCCCAGGUCGCCUGUGCCUGUGCCAUUGCGGCACACUACUCGCAGCGCCCGGUACGGUUGAUCGUCUCGCUGGAGGAUAAUAUGGCGGCGAUCGGCAAACGUUCGGCGUGCGUCAGUCGCUACGAGAUCGAGGUGAACGAGCGUGGCCGUGUGGAGCGAUUGCUGAACCGUUUCUAUCAAGAUUCUGGCUGCAGUUUGAACGAGCCGGUUGAGCAGGUAACCUUUCUGUUUUAUCGCAACUGCUACGACACGAGCAGCUGGAAGGUGAUGGGGCACAGCGUGCUGACGGAGUCUGCCAGCACCACCUACUGCCGUGGCCCGGGCACGAACGAAGGCAUCAGCAUGGCGGAGAACAUGAUGGAGCAUAUCGCGCACCGGCUCGGGCUCGAUCCGCUGGCCGUGCGAAUGCAGAAUCUUACCGAGGAUAGCAAAAUCCGGGAGCUGCUGCCCAUGUUUGCGCACGAUGUGGAGUAUGAAGCGCGACGCGAUGAGAUUAAUCAAUUCAACGCAAGCAACCGUUGGAUUAAGCGUGGUAUAGCGAUCGUACCGAUGCGCUACCCGCAGUACUUUGUCGGUACGCUGCACGCGCUCGUGUCGAUCUAUCAUGCGGAUGGUAGCGUGGCCAUCACUACCGGUGGCAUCGAUAUGGGUCAGGGCGUUAACACGAAGGUGACACAGGUUGCUGCCCGUGCCCUAGGCAUCCCGACGGGCAUGAUACGGGUGAAGGCAAUGGCAAAUAUAACCUCACCGAAUGCGAUCGUGUCCGGUGGUAGUAUGACGAGCGAUGCAGCCUGCUAUGCGGUGCAGAAGGCGUGCGAAAUGUUGCGCAAGCGCAUCGAUCCUGUGCGCGAGCAGCAUCCGGAAGAGUCGUGGGAAGCGAUCACGCAACGCUGCCACCAGCAGCACGUAGAUCUGUGUGCGCUCUAUCAGUAUAACGUGACGGAGAUGCAGCACUACGUGGUGUGGGGUCUGACGUGCUCCGAGGUGGAGGUCGACAUCCUUACCGGCAGCGUGCAGAUUCGUCGCGUUGACAUACUGGAGGACGUAGGGGAGAGCAUCAGCCCCGGUAUCGACAUUGGCCAGAUCGAGGGUGCGUUUGUGAUGGGCAUCGGGCUGUACUUUACCGAGCAGCUCGUCUACAGCGGCGAGUCGGGCCAGCUGCUGACCAACCGCUCCUGGAACUACAAACCGCCUGGUGCGAAGGAUAUUCCGGUUGACUUUCGCGUCAAGUUUUUGCAGCGCACACACAACGAAAACUUUGUACUGCGGUCGAAAACGACCGGUGAGCCAGCGCUCAACAUGACCGUGUCGUUGCUGUUUGCUCUGCGCAUGGCACUGAACUCGGCACGCAAACAGGCAGGUCUGCCCGAUGAGUGGUAUCCGAUCGAGGUUCCAGCGACACCCGAACAAAUAUGUCUGCUGGCCGGCAGCACGAUCGAGCAGUUUAAAUUAACGUAAAAAAGGAACUGGAUGUUUUGUUUUGAUAAACUCGAUAAUGU